UCGUGCGGCUCCAAUCCAUCAAUGGCGAUUUGAAAUUGUACAUGAACAUCCUUAGAAUUAGAACCCCUUCAGUAUUCUCCUUGUCCAUGAAAGUUGAGGAAGGUAAAUAGGAGGGAUAGAAUGAAAGGGUUCUAAUUCAAUUUGGGUUUUAUUGAUAAAUGAUUCAAUCAAUCCUCCAGGAACAACCAUAUUGAGCUUUAUAUUGAGGAGACAAAAGGACAUAAUUACACGGCAAAUAGUACAUUUCAAAAAAAUCUCAACGUUCUUCUUCCUAAACUUUCCUCAGCUGUCCCUUCGCUCAUAAAAAAAGGAUACUACAGCGUCUCAUUUGGGCAGAACCCCGAUGUCGUUUACGGAUCUUUACAGUGUAGAGGUGCUGUUCCAUUAGAAGGUUGCCAAGAUUGUGUUAGAGAAUGUACUCAAAAGAUAAAAGAAAAUGAUAGAUGUCCAAAUUCUAAACAAGCAAUUAUUUGGUACAGUAUAUGUAUGAUAAGCUUUACGUAAUUUACUGAAUGGUACAGCAGGAGAAGUUGGGAUUAAUAAUUUUGCUACUACGUAUGCUAUUCUUAAUGAUUUUCAAGAGGUAUAUGGAUUAGUACAGUGUACUGCAGAUAUAUCUUCAAAUAGUUGUUAUCAAUGUCUUGUUGGAGCUAUAUCUGAAAUACCACAUUAUGUGGGACAAGGUGGAAGAUCAGUUAUGCCUACUUGUAAUUGGAGAUAUGAACCAUAUUUUUUCUUUGAGUAUACGAUGAUGACUCCUUCACCACCUCAGCUAUCUUCUCCUAAAACAAACUCAAAGGGAAACAACUCAUCCAAACUUGCUAUCAGAAUAGUCGUCCCAUCAGCUAUCGCAAUAUUUCUCACCAUUGCCUUUUGGUUUCUCUGUUUCUGGAGAAAGAAAUCAAAGACAAAGAAGUUUGAUUAUGUGGAUGAUGAGAAUCCUAGUACAGAAUACUUGCAAUUCAACUUUGGUAUAGUAAGUGCUGCAACAGAUAAUUUCUCUGAAGCUAAUAGACUCGGAGAAGGUGGAUUUGGAUCUGUUUAUAAGGGUACACUUUCAGACAGCUGGCAAGAAAUAGCCGUGAAGAGGCUAUCCAAGAAUUCCGGACAAGGUGAGCAAGAGUUCAAGAAUGAAAUUACCUUGGUAGCUAAACUUCAACACCGAAAUCUUGUGAAGCUCGUUGGUUUCAGUCUAACCGGUGAAGAAAAACUUCUCAUCUACGAAUUCAUGCCAAGUGGAAGCCUUGACCAAUUCUUAUUCGAUCCGAUUAAACGUGCACAUCUGGAUUGGGACCGACGAUACAGGAUAAUUGGAGGUGUAGCAAGAGGACUAGUCUAUCUCCAUGAGGAGUCUCGGCUUAAAAUCAUCCAUCGAGAUCUCAAAGCAAGUAAUAUAUUAUUAGACAUAGACAUGAAUCCUAAAAUUGCAGAUUUCGGCAUGGCAAGGCUUUUUGUCCUUGACCAAACUCAAGCUAGUACAAUCAGAAUUGUUGGAACUCAUGGCUACAUGGCUCCGGAGUACAUAAUGCAUGGAAAAUUCUCUGUGAAAUCAGACGUUUUUAGUUUUGGUGUCUUAGUUUUAGAGAUUCUUAGUGGACACAGGAAUAGCUCUUUUCAAGGAUCAGAUAUUGCUCGGAACCUUUUGAGCUAUGCAUGGAGACUUUGGAAAAAUGGAUCUGCUAUAGAGUUAUUAGAUCCAACUUUGAAGGACAGAUGUUCUAGAAGUGAAGCGAUGAAAUGCAUCCAUGUUGCGUUAUUAUGUGUUCAAGAAAAUGUUGCAGAUAGACCCACGAUGCGUACAGUUGUUCAAAUGCUCAACAAUUCUGUGAUCAGUCACGAUUCACCAUCACUACCUGGAUUUUUUGCUGGUAGUACUAGGCAUACAGAGCCCCCGUCGACCUUAAGCCUGGGAUACAGUGAAGAACAAGUAAAUGUGAGGUCCAAUCCAAUCACCGAAGCAGUAAGUUGGAGCGUGAAUGAAAUUUCAGUCACCGAAUUAUACCCUCGAUGACAAUACACUACUAAAUUUCCAAAGAAUACAAUCUUGUAAGUUGUAACUUGUUCUUUUGUCUGCUUUUUCUGUAAAUUUAUCGGCACUCAUACUUAUAAUACUCAUCAUUCAUUUAGGAAUUGGAGAUAGAUUCAAUUCUUACAGUAAUACUUGUAAUAUGAUAUUCUUAGACUGUUUUUGUGAGCUUAAUUCAUUUUUUAGCUG
Papaver somniferum (opium poppy) is the source of this 2215-nucleotide messenger RNA. Its product is annotated as cysteine-rich receptor-like protein kinase 10. Gene Ontology annotation, molecular function: protein kinase activity; ATP binding. Bases 698 to 2011 code for a protein of 437 amino acids. The transcript has 9 exons. Gene Ontology annotation, biological process: protein phosphorylation. The record is from RefSeq and is a predicted model, not a curated record. NCBI's taxonomy places the organism in Eukaryota, Viridiplantae, Streptophyta, Magnoliopsida, Ranunculales, Papaveraceae.